GACAGCUGUGUUAAGGCUGGCGUGGACGUGGCUUAGAGGGGGCUUGGUUCUCGCUCUUCCUCGGGCUUUUUCCUCACUCGCCACUUCGCUUCAAGGCAGGAGGUGGACGUCGUCUCGCGCAGAACACCGUGGAACUAAGUGAGGAUCGGGGAGAGGAGCGUGGGACGUGUGUGGAAGCCUUUUAUUUGGACGUAUCAAGAUGAAUGUGAAUAUUGGAGCAGCCAUAUUGCUAGCAUGCAUCUCAGCAGUUGCAUCGCUAAGGGCAGAUGACUGUGAAGUGUGUGUCGGGUUCCUCACAAAAAUAAGCCAGACUCUUGCAGACAGUGAAAAAUCAGACCCUAAGUCCAUUGAAACUAAAUUUAAAGAAGUUUGCUCAACUUCCAAAGGUAAAGAAAAUAGAUUUUGUUAUUACCUUGGUGGGCUAGAAGAAUCUGCAACUGGAAUCCUUGGUGAGAUGUCCAAGCCCUUAUCAUGGGGUAUGCCCGUGGAAAAAGUUUGUGAGAAGCUAAAGAAGAAGGAUGCACAGAUUUGCGAGCUGAGAUAUGAGAAGCAAAUUGACUUGAACAAUGUGGACUUGAAGAAAUUGAAGGUUCGAGACCUGAAGAAAAUUCUUAACGAUUGGGACGAGACUUGCGACGACUGCUUAGAGAAGGGGGAUUACAUUAAGAGGAUUGAACAGUUGAAGCCAAAGUACAUGCGUGGAGAACUGUAAUACAAAAGAAACUAGGGUGAUGAGGACUUUUAAGUUUGUGCACUUCAUCAUAUGAUGUGUGAAGGUUACUUGGAUUGGUUUACUCACUGGACAAGUGCAACAGAUAACUUCAUCUUAAGUGGACAAGUUUUGUUUAAGGGAAUGUUGUUUUAAGUUGCAAAUGACCUUACAGUGUGUGGCAAGUUAAAGUGCAGUUUCUAGCAUUAAGCAUUUAUUUUUAAGUUCUAUUUAUUGACUCUUCUCUUGGGCAUACACCCAGAUAAACAGUUCAAAGAAGAGAUAUGGAACUGUGACUAAAUGUGAAAAAAGUAGUAUUUAUUUAAUAAAUUCUCUAAAUUUGUACAAGUAUGGAACGCAAAACACGUAGACCAUUUUCUCUACUGAAGAUUGAAUGGGAUCACUUUAUAACUUUCGUAGUCCAAAGAUGUCAUACAUUUUGUGAAGAAUAGUUCUUAACAAAAAGUUGAAAGGGAAAUGUUUAAUGUUUACCAUUGUUUCUUAACAAUGUUAUAGGGAAAGGAUAAAAGUUGUUCAGUGUUUCAUUGAGCACAAACAGCCGCUUGAAUGAUACCAAAAAUCACUGGAUUUUAUAGAUAUUGUUGAUAAACUUUUGUAAAAAUCUGA
Messenger RNA from Penaeus indicus, 1336 nucleotides. It is a transcript of the gene Manf, whose product is annotated as mesencephalic astrocyte-derived neurotrophic factor homolog. NCBI's taxonomy places the organism in Eukaryota, Metazoa, Arthropoda, Malacostraca, Decapoda, Penaeidae. The record is from RefSeq and is a predicted model, not a curated record. Gene Ontology annotation, biological process: dopaminergic neuron differentiation; neuron projection development. Gene Ontology annotation, cellular component: endoplasmic reticulum. The transcript has 5 exons. The coding region runs from base 200 to 712 and encodes 170 amino acids.